CGGAAAGAGCCGGCCCAACUUGAUUCAAACAGACCAAUCGCCAGCGAGCCUCGGAGGUCAUGUGGUUCGUGCCGCUCCUGGGACUGGACGGAGAGAGGAAGCGUAUCUAGGUUUUAAAUCGGUUGGCGGCGGUUGCUGCAGCGGCGGUGACAGGUCUGACGGCCACGGAAUCCCUGGUGUCUCUCUGUUGCCAUUUACUAUGAAGGAAGGAGAGGAAGGUUUGGUGAGGGGGACCACCAAGGAAGGAGCCAGCGUGGACACCCAGAAUGAACUUCCUCUUUUGACUGAUGAGAAAUUUGACUUUGAUCUCUCGCCGUCUUCAUCCAGUGCCAACGAGGAUGAUGAAGUCUUCUUUGGCCCUGUUGGGCACCGAGAGCGAUGUGUGGCCGCCAGCCUGGAGCUACAGGGCUUCAUCCCCAAGGAGGCUGAGUCCCCGCUCACAUGGAGCCCCCUGGCAGGGGAGAAGUAUGUGGAGAUUUUCAAGGAGGCUCGUUUGCUGGCGCUACAGAUAGAGAGUAGUGGCAGAAAGACAGCGUCUGGAGCACGCUCCCCUGAGCCAGCACCAGACCCACGGGAAGAGUUUGUGCGGGAGGCCAGGCUAAAACUGGCCAUCUUUGAGCAAGGACAGGAGGCCCACAGAAGCCCCCUGGCUCUCAAAAGAGAGACCUACUGUGUCCUGACCCCGGAAGCAGCAGCCGUGCCGGCAUCACUCACCUUUGCCGACUCACCAGAGGCCCCAGAGCCUACUGCUUCUGGGUCCCAAAUUUUGAACCAAGGAGUGGCUGAGAGGAAAGCCCCAAGCCGACUGCAGCUCCCCAAGGCCUCAUCCACACCUGGAAAGGGAACUCCUGCCAAGCCUCAAUUGGGGAAACAAACCCAUCCUUUGAGGCUCCCCCUCAGGGGUUCCAGAGUGUCCUUAGGGACUGAACCCUCGAACCAGUCCAGCAGCACUUCUAAGGUGAAUGAGUCCUCAGGUGGUGUUGAUGGUGGCAGCGGCAGCACUACUACAAGAGGCCCCCUUGGCUUCUCUGUGCCCAACAAGUUUGGGGCCAAGAAAACCCUGCUGAAACCUCCCGGGCCCCCCAGGACCCUCCUUGGGGGAAAGAGUGCCUCCUUCUCUGGUCCUGUUUGCAGUGUGAACCUGACCUCAAAUUGGAGUUCAUUGGGGACACCAGGACAAAGCAAAGCUAAGCCAAGUGAGGCUUCCUCCCGCUGGCCCAAUACUCCUCGGCCCAGGCUGAGCCAGGGGAGUGUCUCCUACCUGAAGGAUACCAGGAUGGCCCAAGUCAGCACGCCCUUGGCUGGCCGAACCAGGGAAUCGGCCUCAGUUUCCCUACGGCAGCCACAGACUCCCAGAACUGGAAUCCAGAGGCCUGGUUCCAACCCCAGCCUAUCACAGUCCUCUCAGCCAGUGAAGCCCAAAGGGCCUAGGGGGCCCAGCUCCAGCUCCAAGGUGCCUGCCAACCCAGCUGGACAUCUUGCCCUCUCUGUAGGCCCCUCACCAGAUAACGCUGCUCCCAGAGUCCAGGGCUGGAGCCGGCUGCCAGCAGGCCCCUCAUCUAGAAGGGUGUCCCUGCUCAGCACCCCUGCCCAGUGCUCCUCAGUGGGAGGUCAGCCCCUGGGCAGCUGUGCCCGAACCCCCCUGAGUGCCCGGCGUAUGUCCGCCCUGCCUACACCAUCCAGGCGCCGGGUGUCAGCCCUUCCGUCAUGGUCAACACCUGGAACUGGACUGAGAACUGCCUCUUCCCCCAAGCUAGUGGCUGCUCAACCACCUUCACAGGUGCUGCCCAAGAAGACUGAAGGCAGGCCUGAGCAAGCCCAAGAAACAAGGAGGCUGGGGGCUUCUCGCCUGUCUGACCCCCCAUUGGUGGUGCCUCUCGCCCUCGACUUUGCCUCCCCACCACAGACAGUGUCCAAGAUGCCUGGGGAGGAGACCAAGGAGCAGCCAGUGCCCCCUGAGGCCGUGCUCAUCCACAUUGAACCCGAGCCCUGUGCCACCAUUCCAGCAACACCAAGGCCGCCUCUCUGUAGCCAACCACUCAUUGACUUCUCCAACAGCCCUGAGAUGGCCCCUCGGGGCCUCCCACUGAAGCCAGCCAUGGCCAGUGAAGGCCAGCUUCUCAUUGAUCUGUUCCACUCUCCAGAAGUAGCCCAAAGCAUCCCACCCAAGCCUCUUCCACCCGUCACAGGACAGCUCAUCGACCUGAGCUCGCCCCUGAUCAGCCUCAGUCCUCUGGAGGACAAGGAAAACCAGGCCUCCCCACUCCUCAGGUUGUAGGGGGCAGCCCAAGACUCAGGCCAUCAGUGGGGAAGAGUCAGCAGUGAAUGUUCAGCAGGCUGAACCUGGGGCCUCUCAGAGAUGGAGGCCGGCCUGGCCAAGUUGUCCACAGGCCCAACUUCCUGCCAAUGUCCGGGGGACAGACUGCCCAUCAAUCCCCCGCCCAGAAACCAAAAAAAUGCUUCAUUUCUAGGGACCAGAAGGACGUUUUUAUAUGUUUUUAUCAAGUUUGUUGGAAAGCCCAAUGUAGAUUUAAUUAAACUCUUUGAAAUCCUG
Messenger RNA from Monodelphis domestica (gray short-tailed opossum), 2554 nucleotides. RefSeq names its product G2 and S-phase expressed 1 (gene GTSE1). NCBI's taxonomy places the organism in Eukaryota, Metazoa, Chordata, Mammalia, Didelphimorphia, Didelphidae. Gene Ontology annotation, cellular component: cytoplasmic microtubule; microtubule cytoskeleton. Gene Ontology annotation, molecular function: microtubule binding. The record is from RefSeq and is a predicted model, not a curated record.